AUGGACGAGCGCCGGAGCUUGCUCUACUCUCCGGCCGCCUCCUCCGCCGGCCGGCAGCCGCGGGGCGGCUCGACCAGCAGCCACCACAACCUGGGCUACACCGAGCAGCUGCCCCCCGCCGCCCCCCAGCCGGGCCCCGAGCAGCAGGAGGAAGAGGGCGAAGAAGGGGAGGAAGGCAGCAUGACCGUGGUGGGAGGCGGCGGCGGCGGAGACCCUUUGCUGGAGGAGCCUCAGCAUCCUCCUGCGCUGCUCGGGGGGGACCGCUACGAUCAGCCCCCGGCGCCGGCCGUGCCCGCCGGGCAGCCCGCGGACGCUGGGGAGCACGAGUGCUGCGAGCGCGUGGUGAUCAACAUCUCGGGGCUGCGCUUCGAGACCCAGCUCAAGACCCUGGCACAGUUCCCCGAGACGCUGCUGGGGGACCCCCGGAAGAGGAUGCGCUACUUCGACCCCCUCCGCAAUGAGUAUUUUUUCGACCGUAACCGUCCCAGCUUCGACGCCAUCCUCUACUACUACCAGUCGGGCGGGCGCAUCCGGCGUCCCGUCAACGUCCCCAUCGACAUCUUCUCCGAGGAGAUCCGCUUCUACCAGCUGGGGGAGGAGGCCAUGGAGAAGUUUCGGGAGGACGAGGGUUUCAUUCGGGAGGAGCAGCGGCCGCUUCCUGAGAAGGAGUUUCAGCGCCAGGUGUGGCUCCUCUUCGAGUACCCCGAGAGCUCUGGGCCGGCCCGAGGCAUUGCCAUUGUCUCUGUCCUGGUCAUCCUUAUCUCUAUUGUCAUCUUCUGUCUGGAGACCCUGCCUGAAUUCAGGGAUGACCAUGACUAUGAGGGAACUGGGGGAACCUUUGGGACAGGCGGCGGCCCUCUCCCACCUGAUGUCUUCACCAACUCCUCAUCCUCGCCUGCUUCCAUGGUGUCAUCCUUCACCGACCCUUUCUUUGUGGUGGAGACUUUGUGCAUCAUCUGGUUCUCCUUUGAGCUGCUGGUCCGUUUCUUUGCCUGCCCCAGCAAGGCCACCUUCUCCAAGAACAUCAUGAACAUCAUUGACAUUGUGGCCAUCAUCCCCUACUUCAUCACACUGGGCACGGAGCUGGCUGAGCGGCAAGGCAAUGGCCAGCAAGCCAUGUCCUUGGCCAUCCUCAGAGUCAUCCGCCUCGUCAGGGUCUUCCGCAUCUUCAAGCUCUCCCGGCACUCCAAGGGGCUGCAGAUCCUGGGGCAGACCCUCAAGGCCAGCAUGAGGGAGCUGGGCUUGCUCAUCUUCUUCCUCUUCAUCGGCGUCAUCCUCUUCUCCAGCGCCGUUUACUUCGCGGAAGCCGAUGACCCCAGCUCGGGGUUCAGUAGCAUCCCUGAUGCCUUCUGGUGGGCCGUGGUCACCAUGACCACCGUGGGCUACGGGGACAUGCACCCCAUCACCAUUGGGGGCAAGAUCGUGGGGUCUCUGUGCGCCAUCGCGGGGGUGCUGACCAUCGCGCUGCCCGUGCCCGUCAUCGUCUCCAAUUUCAACUAUUUCUACCACCGGGAGACAGAAGGUGAGGAACAAGCCCAGUACAUGCAUGUCGGGAGCUGCCAGCACCUCUCGUCCAGCGAGGAGAUGAAGAAGGCUCGCAGCAAUUCCACCCUCAGCAAGUCCGAGUACAUGGUGAUUGAGGAAGGGGGGAUCAAUCACAGUGCAUUCAAACAGGCUGCCUUUAAAGCAGGCAACUGCACAACCACAAACAAUCCCAACUGCGUGAACAUCAAAAAGAUCUUUACAGAUGUUUAAAACAAACCCAAACCAAACGAACAGCAACAAAA
Messenger RNA from Vidua macroura (Pin-tailed whydah), 1787 nucleotides. RefSeq names its product potassium voltage-gated channel subfamily A member 3 (gene KCNA3). Lineage: Eukaryota; Metazoa; Chordata; Aves; Passeriformes; Viduidae. The record is from RefSeq and is a predicted model, not a curated record. The transcript has a single exon. The coding region runs from base 1 to 1755 and encodes 584 amino acids. Gene Ontology annotation, biological process: protein homooligomerization; potassium ion transmembrane transport. Gene Ontology annotation, molecular function: delayed rectifier potassium channel activity; protein binding. Gene Ontology annotation, cellular component: membrane; voltage-gated potassium channel complex.